Molecule: messenger RNA, 2366 nt
Organism: Panicum hallii
Lineage: Eukaryota; Viridiplantae; Streptophyta; Magnoliopsida; Poales; Poaceae
Product: hexokinase-8-like
Exons: 9
Coding region: 741-2141 (466 amino acids)
Biological process (GO): glycolytic process; intracellular glucose homeostasis; glucose 6-phosphate metabolic process
Cellular component (GO): cytosol; mitochondrion
Molecular function (GO): glucokinase activity; D-glucose binding; mannokinase activity
Source: RefSeq, a predicted model, not a curated record
AUCAACACACACUCAUCAGGAAGACUAGAAGAACUCCAGCACGUCUCCCACAAACCCUCUCCCUCCCAAGAUCACAGCUCACGCAGACGCUUCCACUCGCCCCAACCCGGGGGGCCACCGGCCGCCGUCCGCGGGUGAGGGCGACCCUUCCCAUCCCGGGCUCCCGGCCAAUUUCUCCUUUCACCUCCACGGCAACCUGACGCAGGAACCUCCACUCCAUGUGAUCCCCGACCCAAUCCGGCCGUUCCGCCCCCUGGAUGGAAUCUAUUCCCGGAGCGCGCUAGCGUGAUCCGCCCCCGCGCAUCUCGCUCUGCAGGUCCCGAGAAGGUAGCAAGACAACAACGCCGCAACCACGCAGGAGCGCACGAGGCGCCGCCCUGCCCUUUUCCCAUCCAGUUGAGCAAUCAGUCGCCGAGAGAUUGCCAAAUUUCACGUGCCUCGCCCGUCUUUUCAUGAGGAUCGAUCAGUUGCCGUUCCAAAACCGAGGAUGCCAUAUUCUGCCCCCCGAAGAAUCCCAAGGUUCCUGACUUUCCGCUUACUGCGGGCAGCUUUUCUUUUCCCCUUCUCCCCUGAUCGAGCUGUUCCGAGCUCUUCGACGCCCUGCCAUUUCUCCCCGCUUUCCUGAGCAUUUUCCUUGGGUUCUUGAGUAUAAAAAUCCCGCCUUUUGUUGCCUUCGUGUCUCCUCCCGGUUCGAGUCCCCGGAUCCACGAUUCUAGAUUGGCGAGUUGGGAGUUGGGGUCAUGACGGCAGCCGAGGCGGUGGCAAUGGCGGAGCAGGUGGUGGCGGACCUCCGAGAGAAGUGUGAGACGCCGCCGGCGCUGCUGCGCGAGGUGGCGUCGGCGAUGGCCCACGAGAUGGGCGCGGGACUGGAGAAGGAAGGCGGGAGCAGGGUCAAGAUGCUUCUCUCCUACGUUGACAAGCUCCCCACAGGGGGAGAGGAAGGAUCGUUCUAUGGAUUGGACCUAGGAGGAACAAACUUCCGCGUCUUGAGGGUGCAGUUGGGUGGGAAUGAGAAGCAUGUCGUUAACCGUGAGUCCAGAGAAGUUAGUAUUCCUCCAGAGUUGAUGUCAGGGAGCUCCUCGGAGCUUUUUGGUUUCAUUGCUUCUGAACUGGCCAAGUUUGUUGCUCAUGAAGAGAAGUGUGCUAAAAUAUCAAAUGGAAAGAAGCGAGAACUAGGCUUCACAUUUUCAUUCCCAGUGAAGCAACGUUCAGUUGCUUCGGGUACCCUUGUCAAGUGGACAAAGGCAUUUUCCAUUGAUGAUGCUGUAGGUGAAGACGUAGUGGCUGAAUUGCAAACGGCUAUGGAGAAGCAAGGUCUGGAUAUGCAUGUAGCUGCACUGAUUAAUGAUGCUGUUGGAACUCUGGCUGGAGCAAGAUACUAUGAUAAAGAUGUUGUCGCUGGUGUCAUAUUUGGAACUGGCACAAAUGCAGCAUAUGUUGAGAAGGCAAACACCAUUCCAAAGUGGGAAGGCGAGUUGCCCAAUUCAGGGGAUAUGGUCAUCAACAUGGAAUGGGGUAACUUCUGUUCAUCCCAUCUUCCUGUCACUGAAUAUGAUCAAGAAUUAGAUGAGGAGAGCCUGAAUCCAGGAGAGCAGAUCUACGAGAAGUUAAUGUCAGGAAUGUAUUUAGGUGAAAUUGUAAGGAGGGUGCUCCUUAAAAUAUCAUUGGACUCCUCACUUUUCGGCAAUAUUGAUCACGCUAAGCUCAAAACCCAUUUCCUCUUGCGGACUCCACAUAUUUCUGCAAUGCACCAUGAUGAAACACCUGAUCUGAAGAUUGUGGCUGAAAAACUAGAAAACCUAGAGAUAACAGGCACAUCCUUGGAGACUCGAAAAUUGGUUGUAGAAAUCUGUGACAUCGUGGCAAGAAGGGCAGCCCGGCUGGCUGCUGCAGGGCUUGCAGGGAUCCUCAAAAAGCUCGGGAGAGAUUGCAAUGCCCAAGAGCAACGAUCAGUCAUCGCCAUUGACGGAGGAUUGUUCGAGCACUACACAAAAUUCCGCGAAUGCUUGGAGAGCACACUGGGCGAGUUGCUGGGAGAGGAGGCGUCCAAGUCAGUGUCCGUCAAGCACGCAGAUGAUGGUUCAGGAAUAGGUGCUGCCCUGAUUGCAGCUUCGCAGUCUCAGUACAGAAAUGUUGAAUGAUAUAGUAAUAGCUGGCAAAAGUGUUGGCCAUACAUGUAGGGAAGAUUAACUAGCUAGUAGCUCGAAUUUCUUCCCCACAUCUUAACAGUCCAGCAUGUGCAGUUCACAAUGCUGAGCUGGAAGCAAUCUGUAACCGAAACGAAGCUUGACGAAGUGACUAUGCAUAGUUCCAAUAACAGCAUAGUUGCAGAGGUCUCCUAAUCAUGAAAUCUCGCAACUUAUGAA